AUGGGAUGUAAUAAGAAUGAUAAAACUAAUUAUAAUAGUUCAUCACUUCAUUUGGCAGCGGAAUAUGGACAUUUUGAAGUUGUUGAAUAUUUAAUUUCAAUUCGUGUGAAUCUUAGUGAUAAAGACAAUGGAGGAAGAACUCCCCUUGAUUGUGCGAAAGCGAAACAAAACCAGAAUCAAAAUUAUAAGAAUAUCAUGAAUCUUCUUCUUACAUCAGGUGCGAAAUAA
Messenger RNA from Trichomonas vaginalis G3, 228 nucleotides. Its product is annotated as protein ubiquitination. The record is from RefSeq and is a predicted model, not a curated record. Gene Ontology annotation, molecular function: protein binding. The coding region runs from base 1 to 228 and encodes 75 amino acids. NCBI's taxonomy places the organism in Eukaryota, Parabasalia, Trichomonadida, Trichomonadidae. The transcript has a single exon.